Equus quagga is the source of this 1669-nucleotide messenger RNA. Its product is annotated as zinc finger MYND domain-containing protein 11-like. The record is from RefSeq and is a predicted model, not a curated record. Gene Ontology annotation, biological process: regulation of transcription elongation by RNA polymerase II. Gene Ontology annotation, molecular function: protein binding; transcription corepressor activity; DNA binding. Lineage: Eukaryota; Metazoa; Chordata; Mammalia; Perissodactyla; Equidae.
CGCCGCGGAGACACCCUAAAGCAGUAAACAGGUCAUGGCACGUUUAACAAAAAGGCGACAGGCGGCUACAAAAGCUAUCCAGCAUCUUUGGGUAGCCAUUGAGAUUAUACGAAACCAGAAGCAAAUUGCCAACAUUGACCGUAUCGCAAGGUAUAUGUCUCGAGUCCACAGUAUGCAUCCAAAAGAAACCACCCGUCAGCUGAGCUUAGCUGUGAAGGAUGGUCUCGUUGUGGAGACUCUGACAGUGGGCUGCAAAGGUUCCAAAGCUGGUAUUGAACAGGAAGGAUAUUGGUUGCCAGGAGAUGAGAUUAGCAUCAAGAAGAAAAAUACAAACAAGCAGGAGAUGAGCACCUACCUGAGGUUCAUCGUCUCCUACAUGAAGGAGAGGGCUAUAGACCUUCAUAAAAAGGGGAAGGACAACAAACACCCGAUGUACCAGAGGCUCAUACACUCAGCAGUCGACGUCCCCACCAUACAGGAGAAAGUGAAUGAAGGGAAAUAUCGAAGUUACGAAGAGUUCAAAGCUGAUGCUCAGCUACUUCUCCACAACACAGUGAUUUUCUAUGGAGCGGACAGUGAGCAAGCUAACAUAGCAAGGAUGCUAUAUAAAGACACAUGUCAUGAGCUGGAUGAACUACAGCUUUGUAAGAAUUGCUUCUAUUUGUCAAAUACUCGUCCUGACAGUUGGUUCUGCUACCCUUGUAUAACUAAUCAUGAGCUGGAUUGGGCUAAAAUGAAAGGUUUUGGAUUCUGGACAGCCAAAGUCAUGCAGAAAGAGGACAAUCAAGUUGACGUCCGCUUCUUUGGUCACCACCACCAAAGGACCUGGAUUCCUUCUGAAAACAUACAGGAUAACACAGUCAAUGUUCACGUUAAGCACAGUAUGGGAUGGAAAAAGGCGUGUGAUGAGCUGGAGCUGCAUCAGCGUUUCCUUCGUGAAGGAAGAUUUUGGAAGCCUAGGAAUGAGGACCGAGGGGAGGAGGAGGCAGAGUCCAGUAUCUCCUCUACCAGCAAUGAGCAGCUAAAGGUGACUCAAGAACCAAGAGCAAAGAAAGGACGACGUAAUCAGAGUGUGGAACCGAAAAAAGAAGAACCAGAGCCUGAAACCGCAGCAGUGAGUUCCAGCCAGGAAAUCCCCACAAUGCCUCAGCCAAUCGAAAAAGUUUCAGUGUCAACUCAGACCAAGAAGUUAAGUGCCUCUUCCCCAAGAAUGCUGCAUCAGAACACCCAGACCACCAGUGACGGAGUGUGUCAAAGUAUGUGCCACGACAAAUACACCAAAAUUUUCAAUGACUUUAAAGACCAAAUGAAGUCUGAUCACAAGCGAGAAACUGAAAGAGUUGUACGAGAAGCUCUAGAAAAGCUGUGUUCUGAAAUGGAAGAAGAAAAAAGACAAGCUGUACAUGAAGCUGUAGCCAAUAUGCAGGGUGAGAUGGACAGAAAAGGUAAGCAAGUAAAAGAGAAGUGCAAAGAAGAAUUUGUAGAAGAAAUCAAGAAGCUAGCAACACAGCACAAACAACUAAUUUCUCAGACCAAGAAGAAGCAGUGGUGCUACAACUGUGAGGAGGAGGUCAUGUACUGCUGCUGGAACACGUCGUGCUGCUCCAUCAGGUGUCAGCAGGAGCACUGGCACGCCGAGCACAAGCGCACCUGCCGCCGGAAGAGAUGA